This is a messenger RNA of Acanthosepion pharaonis, 495 nucleotides long. The record is from the annotation of a GenBank genome assembly. Lineage: Eukaryota; Metazoa; Mollusca; Cephalopoda; Sepiida; Sepiidae.
AUGAGGUCUCUUCAGAAAGCCACAAACGCACGUACAGUAUCUAUCUCUGCCUAUUCAUAUUUAUCUAUCUUCAUAUCUAUCUAUAUCCAUAUCUAUAUCCAUAUCUAUCUAUAUCUAUCUAUCUAUCUAUCCACACGCGCGCGCGCACACACACACACACACGUGCAUGCGCGCAAUUUAAAAGAAGUAUCCAUCUCAUUCUGUUCGCAUCUAUCUAUCCAUCUCAUUCUGUUCACAUCUAUCUAUCCAUCUAUCCAUCACAUUCUGUUCACAUCUAUCUAUCCAUCUAUCCAUCACAUUCUGUUCACAUCUAUCUAUCCAUCUAUCCAUCACAUUCUGUUCACAUCUAUCUAUCCAUCUAUCUAUCUCAGUCUGUUCACAUCUAUCUAUCCAUCUAUCUAUCUCAGUCUGUUCACAUCUAUCUAUCCAUCUAUCUAUCUCAGUCUGUUCAUAUUUAUCUAUUUGCUGUAUGUGCUCUUCAUUAUUCCUUUAUAA